Messenger RNA from Phaeoacremonium minimum UCRPA7, 849 nucleotides. Its product is annotated as putative histone chaperone protein. Bases 1 to 849 code for a protein of 282 amino acids. The transcript is spliced from 4 exons. NCBI's taxonomy places the organism in Eukaryota, Fungi, Ascomycota, Sordariomycetes, Togniniales, Togniniaceae. Gene Ontology annotation, biological process: nucleosome disassembly; nucleosome assembly; DNA replication-dependent chromatin assembly. Gene Ontology annotation, cellular component: nucleus. The record is from RefSeq and is a predicted model, not a curated record. Gene Ontology annotation, molecular function: histone binding.
AUGUCUGUCGUCUCACUUCUCGGGGUCAAUGUCCUGAACAACCCUGCCAAGUUCGGUGACAAAUAUGUCUUUGAAAUUACAUUCGAGUGCCUAGAGCAGCUUGAGAAGGAUCUCGAGUGGAAGCUCACUUAUGUUGGCUCUGCUACUUCCGAUCAAUAUGAUCAAGAGCUCGACUCACUCCUCGUCGGACCCAUUCCUGUCGGUGUCAACAAGUUUGUGUUCGAGGCCGAUGCCCCAGACACGAAGCGCAUCCCCGAUGCCGAGAUCAUCGGUGUCACCGUCAUCCUCCUGACCUGCGCCUACGAUGAGCGAGAGUUUGUGCGUGUUGGAUACUACGUCAACAACGAGUACGAUUCGGAUGAGCUCAUCGCGGACCCUCCUGCCAAGCCCAUCAUCGACCGCAUCCGCAGAAACGUCCUCGCAGAGAAGCCGCGCGUAACGCGCUUCGCCAUCAAGUGGGACUCUGAUGCGUCUGCCCCGGCCGAGUUCCCCCCUGAGCAGCCUGAGGCCGACUUGGCCGUCGAUGAGGAGGAGUACGGCGCUGAUGAGGGCGAAGAGGAGGAGGAAGAGGAGGUCGCUGAGGGUGCGGAGCAGCCUGCCGCUGAGGCAGCUGGUGAGGACGCCGCCAUGAUGGGCGUGGAAGAGCACGCCGAGAACGGUGCCGAUGCCGAGGAGGACGAGAUGUCCGACGAUGGCAGCGUGGAUAUUGAGGGCGAGAGCGAAGACGAGAUCGACGAGGAGGAGGAGGGCGAGGGAGAGGCCGCUGACGGCGACGAGAUGGAGGUCGACAGCGACAAGCCUGUCGGCAACGCUCCACACCCGGCUGCCCCUGAGGUCAUGUCUCACUAA